GCAGCGAGCGGCCGCCGCGGGAGGAGGCGAGCGCCGCCUGACCCGGGAGGAUGGAGGGCGAGGAGCCUGAGGGGGAAGAGGCGGAGGAGAAGGAGGAGGAUGAGGAGAAGGAAGAGGAUGAGGAGAAGGAAGAAGAGGAGCCGGCUGCCUGUCCCCUGACGGAGGAAGUCCUCAAGGAGGGCCUCUCUCUCCUCAGUACGACCGGCAACGGGCUGGCCUAUGCCUACGUGAAGUUUGAAGCCAAAGACAAGGGCUUGACAGACAUCAGUCUCCUUGAACGCUUCAUUCACCUGCGCUAUGUGGAUUUGUCAAAGAACAAGCUGAAAGAUUUGGCCCCACUGAGCAGCCUAACCCAGCUGCUUUGGCUGAAGGUCGAUAGGAAUCUACUCACUAGUGCCAGCAUGCAGGAGCUGCCCUACCUCCAAGUCAUCAGCUUUGAUUGCAACUGCAUCGUGGAUUUGGAGGGCAUUACUCACCCCCUCCUAGCCAGCCUCAGCCUGAAAGAAAACAAAAUCCAGACAGUGCUGGGCCUGAGUCACGACCAGUUGUUCAGCCUGCAAGUCCUGGAGCUUCGAGGAAAUAAGAUAAAGACCACAGCAGGGCUUGGUGUUACCAAGCUCAAGAAGCUCUAUCUGGCCAAGAACACCAUUUGCAGCCUUGAAGGCCUUGAGGAGUUUGAGCAGCUGGAGACUCUGCACCUGCGUGACAACAAGCUUGAGGCCCUGGAUGGAUUCUCUGAUAGCAUGAAGUGCCUGCAGUACCUCAAUCUACGGAGCAAUGGGAUCAAAAGCUUUCAGGAGGUAGAAAAGCUGCAGGUUCUCCCCAUGCUGCAUGCACUGGUGCUGAUGGACAAUCCAUGUGCCAAAGAACCCAAUUACCGGCUGGAGGUCCUGUCCCGGCUGUCACAGCUGCAACGCCUCGACAAGGAAUCAGUUGAGGAAGAGGAGUGGGAAGAGGCGAGGAAUAUCCGUCAGACAAGGAAGGAAAAAGAAAAGAAAAGGAAGGAAUCUCUUGAGGAUACAGUGACUGAGUGACCGUUUUUAACACCUGUUCCCAGAGGCUGUCAAGAUGCAGUGAUGCCUUUCCCCAUAUGUGAGUGAGGCUGGGAAAGUGAGAGCUGUAGGUACCAGCUUCACUUCAUUCUGCCUCUGGAGAAAAGAGGAGUGCUGGUCCAGGAAGCUGCCCUGAGGCACUGCAGUGUUUUUGCAGUCACUGCACUAUGUUCUAUUCUCAGUAGGCCUGAGAGGGGAAAGGGGAGAGUUACAGGUUCUGUGGUUCUAUUUGGUUCCUAAGAACCCUGCAAGAUUUUCUGAUUUGAAUAAAAAUAAUUAAUGAGUCUGGA
Catharus ustulatus (Swainson's thrush) is the source of this 1342-nucleotide messenger RNA. RefSeq names its product leucine rich repeat containing 23 (gene LRRC23). Gene Ontology annotation, molecular function: protein binding. Bases 51 to 1034 code for a protein of 327 amino acids. The transcript has 7 exons. The record is from RefSeq and is a predicted model, not a curated record. Lineage: Eukaryota; Metazoa; Chordata; Aves; Passeriformes; Turdidae.